CUCAGAAAAUCAAUUACACAGCAGCGUUGGCAACCAUGGACGACACCGGGGCAUACUAUACCCCUCUCGCCCAGUACUCGUAUUACCAGCAGCCUCCUCCGCCACCGCCUGGGACGGCGCAUCAGCCGCCGCCACCAAUUCUUCAGUUGUCUCAUCACCAACAACACCACCCUUAUCAAUCGACGGUAGCCACCUAUGCCGCUCCGCUCUACGCUCCUCCGCCGUCCAACGACGAUGUCCGAACACUAUUCAUCGCCGGCCUUCCCGAAGACGUCAAGCCGCGAGAGAUUUACAAUCUUUUCCACGAGUUCCCGGGAUACGAGUCUUCCCAUCUCCGUAGCCCUUCAUCGAAUACGCAGCCAUUUGCAUUUGCAGUCUUUGUCGAUCAGCCGUCUGCACUUGCUGCAAUGUAUGAACUGAAUGGACUAGUAUUUGACCUUGAGAAAGGCUCCACUUUGUUUAUCGAUCUUGCAAAAUCCAAUUCCAGGUCAAAACGCCAAAGAACAGAUGAUGAUAGGCCUGGAUCAGAGAAAAGUAAGAAAGGGUCUGCAGCCGUUUCAAGGGUCAUUGAAUCUGCAGGUGUUGGCAACAUUCACAUUCCUGGAAUGGGUAGUUCUGCUUACAACACAGUUGGUUAUCCACCCACACAAAGGUCAUCUGCACUACUUAAGCACAAUCCUUUCUUACCUGGAAGUGAUUUGCUUCUCACCGGAUAAUGUGGUUUAGUUUUUUUAUUCACAUCUAGCUGAAAGGUUAAGGGCCGAGUAUUAGAAGUUACUGUGUGCCCUUAGAAUUAUGGAAUAUCUUACCGCAAACUAUAUUUGGUCAUUCUAAUUUUCAAAUGCUCAUGUUCAGUUAUACUAAUUUUGAUGGAAGAUCUGUGAAUGAGAGCAAUGCAUACAAGAAUGCUGCACCAUGUCCUACACUCUUUGUGGCUAAUCUAGGGCCUAAUGCUUCAGAACAAGAGCUUAACCAAGUGUUUUCAAGAUGCCAUGGUUUUUUAAAGUUGAAGAUGCAGAGCACCUAUGGAGCUCCUGUUGCUUUUGUUGACUUUAAGGAUACUGCUUGCUCAACGGAAGCUCUGAGUCAUCUUCAGGGGACUCUUCUUUACUCCUCACCCGGAGAGGGCAUGAGACUAGAAUAUGCUAAAUCACGGAUGGGAAUGCGCAGCAAAAAGUCCAAAUAAAAAAACAGGCACGACCGAGUUUCAGGUUCUGUAUUGUAGUACCCUUUGAACCAAAGUUAGAUCAUGGUCCAUUUUGGAAGGCAAGCAACCAGGUGAAUCAUGAAUGUGGGGAAAACAAGUGGACAUAAGAAAUGUUGGCAAUCGGUUGAGUAUGUGUUAUUAUUUGAAGCAGGUAGAAUUGGAACUACACAGUAUGAGGCUUUGUUUGGCGAAACAAAAUAGAUUCAUUAUUAAUGCCUUUUUGCUUGGUAAGUGUCAACACAUAAGCUAGCUUAUAAGGUUAUUAUAUUAGUUUCUUUGGAGCUAUUCAAAUAAGUUCCAUUUGGCAUGCCGACAUCUUUGAAAGACUAAAUGUUGGUUUCGAGUCAUUUCCUUUAACUUCUACCUAAACGACGAACGUGGGUGUGAUUCUUCUUAGUUUGAAUCCUUGGUUGAAGAAUCUCAUCUUGCUCGGGAAUUCUUUGUAAGAAGUGAUAGUUUUGUUCAUGUAU
Cuscuta campestris is the source of this 1677-nucleotide messenger RNA. Lineage: Eukaryota; Viridiplantae; Streptophyta; Magnoliopsida; Solanales; Convolvulaceae. The record is from the annotation of a GenBank genome assembly.